Chaetura pelagica (chimney swift) is the source of this 1476-nucleotide messenger RNA. RefSeq names its product ADP-ribosylation factor GTPase activating protein 3 (gene ARFGAP3). The transcript has 16 exons. Gene Ontology annotation, biological process: COPI coating of Golgi vesicle. Gene Ontology annotation, molecular function: GTPase activator activity. The record is from RefSeq and is a predicted model, not a curated record. The coding region runs from base 160 to 1476 and encodes 438 amino acids. Lineage: Eukaryota; Metazoa; Chordata; Aves; Apodiformes; Apodidae.
UUUGACUGUGGAGCGAAGAACCCUAGCUGGGCAAGCAUAACAUAUGGAGUUUUCCUCUGUAUUGAUUGUUCAGGGACCCAUCGAUCUCUUGGUGUUCAUUUGAGUUUCAUUCGAUCUACAGAACUGGAUUCCAACUGGUCUUGGUUUCAGCUGAGAUGCAUGCAAGUUGGAGGGAAUGCAAAUGCUACUGCUUUUUUCCAUCAACAUGGAUGCACAACAAAUGAUACCAAUGCAAAGUAUAACAGUCGUGCUGCUCAGCUGUAUAAGGAGAAGAUUAAAUCUCUUGCAACACAGGCAACAAGAAAGCAUGGGACUGAUCUGUGGACAGAUGGAUGUGGAAUGCCACCUGUGUCACCUCAAAAGAAAGAGGAAGAUUUCUUUGCAUCCCAUGUUUCUCCCAAGGCAAAGAAUACAGAGUGGGUGUUAUCAGAGCCAGAACCAGUUUCCCUACAGCAGAAAGCUUCAGAAAAUAUUCCAGAGUGCUAUGAAGGACCAGAACGUGGACCAAGCGUUGAUUGCCUUAGUACAUCACCAAAAGCUGCAUUAGAGAACACCACCUUCAUAAAAAAGAAGCCAAAUCAAGCUAAGAAGGGGCUCGGUGCCAAAAAAGGUGGUUUGGGAGCACAAAAAGUGAGCAUCCAAAACUUUAAUGAGAUUCAAAAACAAGCACAAGCUGUAAAUAAAAUGAAGGAACAAGACAAUCUUCACAGCAGUAAGAAAACUGAGAAGGAAGAGCCACUCGUAUCCUCUUUACGGCUGGCCUACAGAGAUCUUGAUAUUAAAAUGAAAGAAGAAAAGUUAAAUCUAUCUGGUAAGAAAAAAGAUGAAUUGGACAGACUUGGCAUGGGAUUUGGGAGCAACAGAAGUGGCAUUUCUCACUCAGUCACCUCAGAUAUGCAAACAAUAGAGCAGGAAACACCUGCAGUUGCAAAGCCGAAGAAAAAGUAUACUGAUGAUCUAGAAGAAUCAUAUUUCUCUUCAAGGUACUAUGAUUCUUCAGAUUUGAGGAGCAGCACUUUCUCUAAAUGGGACGACAAUUCAGAUUCUUUCUGGAAGAAAGAAAAUAAUAGUAGAGAUACUGAUCUAAUGUUAACUUCAAAAAGUACAGGAUUUUCAGACAGGCCUGCAUCUCGUCGUAAGCCUGAAUACGAACCACCUUUAAACACAGAUGAAGCACAAAAAAAAUUUGGCAAUGUAAAAGCAAUUUCAUCAGAUAUGUUCUUUGGAAGGCAAGAUCAGGCUGAUUAUGAAGCAAGGGCUCGACUAGAAAGACUUUCUGGGAGCACUUCUAUAAGUUCAGCUGACCUCUUUGAAGAUCAGAGAAGACAAUCAACAGGAAGCUACAACAUUACAAAUGUCUUGCCUUCAGCUCCCGAUAUAGCUCAGUUUAAACAAGGAGUGAAAUCAGUGGCUGGAAAACUUUCUGUACUUGCUAAUGGGGUCAUGACAUCUAUACAGGAUCGAUAUGGUUCAUGA